This is a messenger RNA of Populus trichocarpa (black cottonwood), 1336 nucleotides long. RefSeq names its product eukaryotic translation initiation factor 3 subunit I-like. Gene Ontology annotation, molecular function: protein binding; translation initiation factor activity; RNA binding. The record is from RefSeq and is a predicted model, not a curated record. The coding region runs from base 132 to 1112 and encodes 326 amino acids. Gene Ontology annotation, biological process: cytoplasmic translational initiation. Gene Ontology annotation, cellular component: cytoplasm; eukaryotic translation initiation factor 3 complex, eIF3m. The transcript is spliced from 8 exons. NCBI's taxonomy places the organism in Eukaryota, Viridiplantae, Streptophyta, Magnoliopsida, Malpighiales, Salicaceae.
UAAUAAGAUAGAAAGAGAAAACCCUAGCUGUCCUAGCUCCCUGCUGAUAACCUGAAGUUCCAUCUUCAUCUCCUUCCUGCGAAUCAUCAAACACAAUCAAAAUAAUAAUUCUCUAUAAAAUAAUAUAAAAGAUGAGACCAAUCUUGAUGAAAGGGCAUGAAAGGCCCUUAACAUUCCUAAAAUACAACAGGGAAGGAGAUCUCUUGUUUUCUUGUGCUAAAGAUCAUAAUCCCACCGUCUGGUUCGCCGAUAACGGCGAGCGUUUGGGCACAUACCGUGGCCACAACGGAGCCGUUUGGUGUUGCGAUGUAUCAAGAGAUUCGAUGCUGCUGAUUACUGCUAGUGCGGAUCAGUCGGUGAAGCUGUGGAAUGUUCAGACUGGAGCACAAUUGUUCACAUUUAAUUUCAAUUCACCGGCUCGGUCUGUCGAUUUUUCUGUUGGUGAUAAACUUGCUGUUAUUACUACCGAUCCUUUCAUGGGAGUCACUUCUGCCAUUAAUGUCAAAAGCAUCGCAGAAGAUCCUUCCCAGCAGAGUGGUGAAUCCGUGCUCACCAUCACCGGACCUACGGGAAGAAUUAACAGAGCUGUUUGGGGGUCCCUCAACAAGACUAUCAUAAGUGCUGGAGAGGAUUCUGUGGUCCGCAUAUGGGAUUCCGAGACUGGAAAAUUGUUGAAAGAGUCAGACCCAGAAGUUGGGCAUAAGAAGCCGAUAACAUCACUCACAAAAUCUGCUGAUGGUUCCCACUUCCUGACUGGUUCUCUAGAUAAAUCUGCCAAGCUCUGGGACACCAGAACUUUAACUCUUAUCAAGACCUAUGCAACAGAACGCCCGGUUAAUGCUGUUACAAUGUCUCCACUUCUUGAUCAUGUCGUGCUUGGAGGUGGGCAGGAUGCAUCAUCUGUCACCACAACUGAUCACCGUGCUGGGAAGUUCGAAGCCAAAUUCUACGACAAGGUUCUUCAAGAAGAAAUUGGUGGUGUGAAAGGUCAUUUUGGACCUAUAAAUGCUUUGGCGUUCAACCCUGAUGGGAAAAGUUUUUCAAGUGGAGGUGAGGAUGGUUAUGUCAGGCUGCACCACUUCGAUCCAGAUUAUUUCAACAUAAAGAUUUAGAUUGUAAGCACAUGUAUCAAUACCAGAAUCUAGCCAAUAUAGUUUACUUAGUUAAUGUUGGAGAGGUUCGAAAAGAAUUUUGGUGUGGUGUUGUGAGUUGGAGAGUGGUGCCACACGAGAUUCUAUUUUUGCACAUGCGCAUUUUCCUUCUGUUCUACAACGAAUUUGAGCAAGGAAUUUUUGUCGGGUUCAAUGUUCCUAUCAGUGCAUCUUUAUUUCUACAA